AUGGCUUUGAAAAAUGUAAAGCAAUAUUUUAGAGAAUACUGUCAAGCCAGCAGUAUACAUGGUAUAAGGUAUAUGGCAGAAAAGCGAACUUAUUUUGAGAGAGGUUGGUGGUUAAUAGUAUUCUCAGUCUGCUUGUACUUCUGUGGCUAUUUCAUAACGAUGGUCUAUCAAAAAUGGGAAAACAGUCCUGUAAUUGUGAGUUUUGCUACCCGCGAGACUCCUAUUCACGAAAUACCGUUUCCAGCCGUGACUAUUUGUCCAGAAAUUAAAUCUUUCAAAACAAAGUACAAUCAUUCUAAUAUGGUGGUGAAAUUGAAGAACAAAGAACGCUUAACCAAACAAGAAUAUGAAUCAACAUCAUACAUGAAUCUACUUUGUGAUGUUAAUAUAACGGAAGAAUUGUUCAAAUAUGGGAACGAUUCAGAAUUUGACUAUUUCAAUAAUUAUUAUUAUACUGACAAUAGGUUUUAUGAUUUUAUGUUUCACGUUGCGCCAAACCUCAUGAACCAUUUUUCUUUGUGCAAAUGGAUGAAUAGAAUCCAAGAUUGCAAAGAUAUGUUCAGUUUAAUCCUCACCGAUGAAGGCCUUUGUGCAACAUUCAACAUGAUGGACCAGUCAAAAAUUUACAUGAACGACGUCUUUCUACCAGAAAUACCAUUUCCCUCUAAAGCACCUCCAACAAAUGUUACAUGGAGUAUGGGCAGAGGGUAUGAAAAUGACCAAAACAUAAAUACUUAUCCACGUAGAGCCUUAUUCUCAGGCGCGAAAAAUUCCCUGACAAUAAUGCUUUAUGACUUCAGGGUUAACGCGGAUCCAACGUGUAAAAUGCAAGGAUUCAAAGUAAUUUUACAUACACCUACAAGAGUACCCAGGCCCACUCAACAAUACAUUAGAUUGCCUUUGCGUGAAGUUGUCGUGGCAGCAGUGCAACCUGUCAUGAUAACAACCUCAGAAACUGUAGAAAUUCUAAAAACUCGUGGAGGGGACAAUACAAAGUACAAUAUGCUUUCUCCACAGGAUGUGAAGAUUUUAAGUCUUCUACAAGAAAAAUAUUUCUGUGUGGACAAUGUCCUGGAUUCCAACGUUGUUAUGGAAAAUAACUCAGAAACUGAAAACACAUUUUUUGCAACACCUUCAACAUCUAGGAAUUUCCAAUCUUGUGAUGAAUCCCUAAAGAGACCAUUGUCCCUAAAAGUAAAUAUAGGUCAAUUGACGGAUAAUGAUGGUGAUGAUCGCUUUACAUGUGAUGAAACUUCAGACGAAACUAUAGAAAUUGUUUUUGAGGAAGAAUAA
This is a messenger RNA of Ceutorhynchus assimilis (cabbage seed weevil), 1293 nucleotides long. NCBI's taxonomy places the organism in Eukaryota, Metazoa, Arthropoda, Insecta, Coleoptera, Curculionidae. The record is from the annotation of a GenBank genome assembly.